CAUGAGAAGGGACAAAUUCCCGAAGGAAGCAGGAAAUCACUCCCAACAAAAAUCGAUUAUCCACCCAACGGAAUCUAUUCUUUUUGAAAAGUGAUCAUUUCUUCGUUCCUUCUUUUUCUUUCAUUCAUUCAAAGGAGAAGACCCUGUGAAAGAAGAAGAAGAAUCUCACUCAAGAAAUCAACCAUCUCUGUAGUUUGAUCUUUGAACGAUGGAGGGUGUGAAGAAUCUGUUGAGGCCCAAACCAAAUCCUCAGCAGCAAUUGAGGGAUUGGCAGAGACGCCUUCGUCAAGAAUGCCGAAACGUCGAACGUCAAAUCCGCGAUGUUGAGAGAGAGGAGAAAAAUGUUCAGAAAGCGAUUCGGGAGGCUGCGAAGAGAAAUGAUAUGGUCUCGGCAAAGGUUUUGGCUAAGGAGAUUGUGAGAUCAAGACGAGCUGUCAAUCGUCUGCACGAAAAUAAAGCACAACUAAAUUCAAUUUCUAUGCACCUUGGUGAAAGUGUUGCAACUGCCCGAACAGUAGGACAUCUGUCUAAGAGUGCUGAGGUCAUGAAGCUUGUCAAUGGCCUUAUGAAGGCUCCAGAAGUUGCUGCUACCAUGCAAGAAUUCAGCAAAGAAAUGACCAAGGCAGGGGUGAUUGAAGAGAUGGUAAAUGAUGCCGUUGAUACUGCAUUAGAUUCAGAAGACAUUGAAGAGGAAAUUGAAGAGGAAGUAGAUAAAGUAUUAACUAGCAUAGCUGGGGAGACUGCUGCACAACUUCCAGAAGCUGUCAGAAGGAAAGAGAGAACAAAACAACCUGCAAGUGCGGAAACCGCACAGGAGCAAGAAGCUAUCGCAGAGGGUGUUGAUGAUGAAGAAGAACUAGAAGAGAUAAGAGCACGCCUCGCAAAAGUGAGAUCAUAGCUUUUGCAGAUGGUGCUAUGGUACCUUAGCAGUGGUAUAAAGAAUAGUUUGUAUCCUAUAGUUUAUAAUCCAACCAGUCUUUUUCAAUGAACAGUGUCUCAGAGAUUACAUCAAAUUGUAUGUGAUCGCAAAAGCUGUCUUAUGAUAUAUAUACCAAACAACCAUUAAGCUAUGUUAUGGCCAUAUUAAAAUAGCAUUCCUUAUAUGGGAAAUGGUUUCACGUUGU
Messenger RNA from Magnolia sinica, 1124 nucleotides. Its product is annotated as vacuolar protein sorting-associated protein 24 homolog 1-like. The coding region runs from base 209 to 898 and encodes 229 amino acids. The record is from RefSeq and is a predicted model, not a curated record. Gene Ontology annotation, biological process: protein transport; late endosome to vacuole transport; endosome transport via multivesicular body sorting pathway. The transcript has 6 exons. Gene Ontology annotation, cellular component: multivesicular body; ESCRT III complex. NCBI's taxonomy places the organism in Eukaryota, Viridiplantae, Streptophyta, Magnoliopsida, Magnoliales, Magnoliaceae.